CAUGUAACAACCUCAUCCAAUCAAAGCAACCAGGCCACAAUAUGAAAUCUGUGACGUAACUGAUCCGUUUGUCCAUAAACCAAUCACCCUUGUUCAAACAACUUUCAUCCCACCAUUACCUUGCUCAAAACUAAUGGCAUCAGUGGCUCUAUUCAACUCUCAGUUUCUGGUUAAUCCAUUGAAACAGCCUCAACCCGCAGCGGCAGCUUCUAACUUAUCUCUACUUCCGCCAUCGGGUCGCCGCCUUCGCCAUCGAAAUCAUGGAGCUGGGACUAAUCAUGGUGCCUUCAGAGUCAGAGCUGCCAAGCCCCCUGCUGGUGUGGUGGUGCCGAAAGUAGAACCUAAGUUUAAGCCCUCAUUUCUUGGGUUCACCAAGACUGCUGAAAUUUGGAACUCGCGAGCAUGUAUGAUUGGCCUCAUUGGAACGUUCAUUGUUGAACUUAUAUUAAACAAGGGGAUACUACAACUUAUAGGCAUUGAAAUCGGAAAAGGGCUUGAUAUUCCACUCUGAAGAGAAGCCGUUUAGAAUUUCAUGUAUCAUAUAGUUGCUGUACCUGUAACACUCUAUAUUUUCAAUUACCAAAUUCUGCAUGCUUUUUUUAAUCACUUCAGAAGUGCUUCAUGUAGCGUUUGCUAGAAAACACACUGGAUAUAAAAGCUCUGCAGUCGAGCAACAAGUGUACUGUGAUGUACCAAGCCAAUAGGCCAAGUUGUAAUCAAUCAAUCUCCAGAAUCAGGCAUAUUAUUGCCUAAUCU
Molecule: messenger RNA, 756 nt
Organism: Chenopodium quinoa (quinoa)
Lineage: Eukaryota; Viridiplantae; Streptophyta; Magnoliopsida; Caryophyllales; Amaranthaceae
Product: light-harvesting complex-like protein OHP1, chloroplastic
Exons: 3
Coding region: 134-511 (125 amino acids)
Source: RefSeq, a predicted model, not a curated record